UGUGCCCCCCACAGCGGGGGGAGGGGAGGGGAGGGGAGGGGGAGGAGUCAGUCCCUGAGGAGAAAAAGAGAGGCACACGUCGGACAGAAGACGAGCAGAACAACAGAACCAAAUCCUCGUCGUCCUCCUCACGCUGCUCAACUGCUGCGGCUUUUGGCACGGGGAUGACUUCCUGUCUGUGGCCCCGCCUCUUCCUGUUUGUCUCCACGCUGACGUCGGUCAUGGCGACCAAAGAACCGGCCGCGUGCAAGAUCCGCAUCACGGACAAAGGCCUGGACAUGCUGAAAUCGGAGACUCAGAAGUUUGUGGCGGAGGAGCUGAGUAACAUCAGCAUGCCGGAGAUGAGCGGCAAGGAGGGAAGCUUCCAGUACACCAUCACAGACGUGAAGAUCACGGAGCUGAACCUGACCUACGCCGACUUGAGCUUCCUGCCCGACGUGGGUCUGAUGUUCGACGUCCAGAACUCGUCCAUCGCGCUGAGCUUCCACAGACGGCUCCUGUACUGGUUCUUGUCCGACACGGGAAACAUCGAGGCGUCGGCCGACGGCGUCGACAUCAACACGGGUCUCGGCCUCGGCAGAGACCCGCUCGGCCGCCUCAAGAUCAACAACGUCACCUGCGAUGCCAAAAUCAAGAAGAUGAGGGCCAAGUUUGACGGCACGCUCGGGAGAGUUUACCACUUCCUGGCCAGGUUUCUCACCACCGGCCUGCGCUUCCUCCUCAACAAGCGGAUCUGUCCGGCCCUGCAGCACGCGUCUCUGGUGCGUGUCAACUCCAUGCUGGAGACCAUCCCGGUGCGGACGGAGGUGGACAGCUACGUCGGGAUCGAUUAUUCGCUGACCGACGAUCCGCUGGUGACGUCUCGCAGCCUGGACAUGAACUUCCGAGGAAUGUUCUUCCACCUGGCGGACGAGCGGGACACGCUGGUUAACUACGCGGCGGAACCGCUCAUCCGAGAGUACGAGCGCAUGGUCUACUUGGCGCUGUCCGAGUUCUUCUUCGACAGCGGCUUGUUCUCCUACUACAAGGCGGGAAUCUUCCAGUUGAACAUCACCAACGACAACAUGCCCAGAGAUCUGGAGAUGCUGCUGAGGACCACGUACUUCGGGACCGUCAUGAUGCUGAAUCCGGCGCUGAUGGACUCGCCCGUGUCACUGGAACUGGCAGUCAACGCCCCGCCCAAGACCACCGUCAAGACGUCCGGGGCCACCGUCGUCAUGACGGCCGUCGUCAAGGUGAUGAUGACGCCGGCCGGCCGACCGCCGGUGCAGCUCAGCAGCAUGACCAUGGAAACCAAAUUUAACGCCAAAGUUUCCAUCAGAGAAAAACGUCUGUCCGUACUCGCCGACCUGCGCAGGUUUAAAAUCUACUCCAACCAAUCAGCGCUGGAAUCUCUGGCACUGAUUCCUCUGCAGGCGCCUCUGAAGACGAUGUUGCAGAUGUCCGCGGUUCCUCUGAUCAACAGUAAGACGACGACGUCGGUCGGCAUCGUCACGCGACGCGCGCGUCACUACUCGCGUGUGCGUGCGUUUCAGACUGGACCAAGCGAGGCGUUCGUAUCCCUCUGGCUGACGGGAUGGAGCUCGUCGAGGAGGUGGUGGAAUACCACGACGGUUUCAUCGUGAUCGGAGCGAACCUUCGCUUCAGCAAAGGCCUGAGGGAGAUGGCGGCCGCGGCCUCGCAAUAAACGCGCACCCGCCGGUUCGUAGGCUUGGUCGGCAUGAACGUCUUUGAUGUUUUCCGGCAACUUUAUUGGUCAACAACGCAAUCGGUCAUCAUCGUCAUCUCCGCCAAUCGAUCACGCGACGACAACGUCAAUAAAGCUUUUUGAUCCCUCGUC
Messenger RNA from Phyllopteryx taeniolatus (common seadragon), 1840 nucleotides. RefSeq names its product phospholipid transfer protein (gene pltp). Gene Ontology annotation, molecular function: ceramide binding; phosphatidylglycerol binding; phosphatidylcholine intramembrane carrier activity. Gene Ontology annotation, biological process: high-density lipoprotein particle remodeling; ceramide transport; phospholipid transport. Lineage: Eukaryota; Metazoa; Chordata; Actinopteri; Syngnathiformes; Syngnathidae. The record is from RefSeq and is a predicted model, not a curated record. The coding region runs from base 165 to 1625 and encodes 486 amino acids. The transcript has 14 exons.